Messenger RNA from Ceratina calcarata, 985 nucleotides. RefSeq names its product thymidylate kinase. Lineage: Eukaryota; Metazoa; Arthropoda; Insecta; Hymenoptera; Apidae. Gene Ontology annotation, molecular function: ATP binding; dTMP kinase activity; nucleoside diphosphate kinase activity. The transcript has 3 exons. Gene Ontology annotation, cellular component: cytoplasm; mitochondrion; cytosol. Gene Ontology annotation, biological process: dTTP biosynthetic process; dTDP biosynthetic process; dUDP biosynthetic process. The record is from RefSeq and is a predicted model, not a curated record. The annotation marks the transcript as partial.
UUUAGAUAAAACCAAAUAAACUUAUGCUCGAUGAAAUCUGGAAAAAUCAUGAAAUCAAUGUAAACUUGCAGCACAAUACAGCAAAAGUACUUAAAUAGAGAAUCCUAUCUUUGCCGCAAAAUAUACUCUUAUUAAUAGACAUAUGAACUUUCUGAUCGUUCGUUCAAGAAAAUACACAUUUUUUUCAGUUCUUUCUUGUUUAUAUGUUAUAAGUUUGUAUUAGAGAUAAUGGAUAUGGAGAUAUCAUACUACAGAGUCUACAGACACAGACAGUGUGGAUAUAAUCAUUGUAUGCCGUUAAUGGACGGAAAAGGUUACUUAAAGUAUUACAUAUUAGUAACGAUAGAGAUAUUUCGUAAGAAAUAAAAUGUCAGCAGGCCGUGGUGCAUUAAUAGUUUUUGAAGGAUGUGAUAGAGCAGGAAAAUCAACUCAAGCAAAAAUGUUAAUCGAGGCUUUGACUACAUUAAAGCUUCCGGCGGAGUUACGAGUAUUCCCUGAUAGGACGACAACCAUUGGACAAUUAAUAAAUAAGUUUUUAAGCACAAAUUUGGAUUUUUCUCCUGAAACUGUGCAUUUGUUGUUCUCAGCAAAUAGAUGGGAAUGCAAGAAUGAAAUUUUGAAUAGCUUAUGUAAUGGAACUACUGUCGUUGUCGACAGGUAAAUGGAAAAGAAUAUUUUGAAAUUAAUGUUUCAAGAGAGAUAUAAUGCAGCCACAACUAAUAGGUCUCUAAGUUGGUGUAAAGAACCUGACAGAGGAUUACCUUCUCCAGAUUUAGUAAUUUUCCUUAAAGUUUCCAAAGAACUUCAAAGUUCACGUAGUAAUUGGGGUGAUGAACGUUUUGAAAAUACCAAUCUUCAACAACAAGUUGCUGAGAAUUAUGAAAAAUUAGUUGAUAAAACAUGGAAUGUCAUUAAUGCCAAUGAUGAUAAAAAAUUGAUACAUUCUAAAAUAUUACAACAAGUAUUAAAUAUUAUACAUGCUGUU